UACAACAGCUGGCUGAACACGCCCCCCCUCCCCCUUUCUUCUAAACAAGCAGGAUUUUAAACCACCACCAAGACCUACAGGUUUACGCAUGAGGGACAUGAGGGAGAGACAGGACAGAGUGGAUCAGUGCUAGUGGAUCAUGCUGUGGUGGAACCGCUUCACCUGCCUCCAGUGUCUGUCCUUACGAACAGAAACUGGGCUCAACAACCCUCCUCUGCCCCUUCGCCUCGGGGCGGGCACAAGACAGAGCUCCACUGAUCCGGAGAGAAGACCUCUGUUAACUUUUGGUGCCGGCCAGCAGACGAACCGCCGACGGCAGGAUCUGAAAGAAACAGGAAGGAAUGACUCUCUUCCUCCCCCGCACAGGAAGAAAUGAGAGAGCCCAACGUUUCGUCGCGCCGCUUCCCAAACUACAUUUCCCAGCGUCGGCGGGAAGCGCGGCCGCCCCUUCUGGGCCGGGCGCGGCUGAUGCUUAACGCGGGGUGAGGAGGGCGCUGGAGAUGGCGGCGGCAACGGGGAGGGGGCUGUAGCGCUGCCGGUCUGUGUCUCACCCUUCGCAUCGCCUCAGGCUGCGCCUGAGCGAAGAGCUCCUGCGGGGCGGGGGGAGCUGCCGUGUGUCCCCUGUGCAGCUCGGACCGUGCCGCUCCCGGGAGGUGCCAUCUCCCGCCUAGUAAAGAAGAAUGUCGUUGUUUAAAGCUAGAGACUGGUGGUCUACUAUACUUGGAGAAAAGGAAGAAUUUGACCAAGGCUGUCUGUGUGUUGGUGAUGUUGAUAAUAGUGGCAGUGGACAAGAUAAAAUUAUUGUGGGCAGUUAUAUGGGAUAUCUCCGAAUCUUUAAUCCACAUCCUGUGAAACCUGGAGAUGGAGUACAACCUGAGGACUUGCUCUUGGAAGUGCAGUUACGAGAACCAAUAUUGCAGGUGGAAGUGGGAAAAUUUGUUUCUGGUACGGAAGGACUUCACCUGGCUGUGUUGCAUUGCCGAAAACUGUGUGUAUAUACUGUUUCAGGGACUCUGGGAACUGUGGAACAUGGGAACCAGUAUCAGAUUAAACUGAUGUAUGAGCACCAUCUUCAGAGAACUGCUUGUAACAUGACAUAUGGUCCAUUUGGUGGUGUAAAAGGUCGAGAUUUGAUAUGCAUACAGUCCAUGGAUGGGAUGCUCAUGUUGUUUGAGCAGGAAAGCUACGCUUUUGGCCGUUUUUUACCUGGUUUUCUUCUGCCGGGUCCCUUGACUUACAGCUCUCGGACAGAUUCUUUCAUUACAGUGUCUUCUUGUCAACAGGUUGAGAGUUACAAGUACCAAGUGUUGGCAUUUGCGACAGAUGCUGAUGAAAGACAAGAAACAGAACAGCAAAAACUUAGUUCUGGAAAAAGACUUGCGGUGGAUUGGGUUUUAAACAUCGGAGAACAAGCACUGGAUAUAUGUGUUGUCUCCUUUAAUCAAGCAGUUUCUUCUGUUUUUGUGCUUGGUGAGAGAAACUUCUUUUGCCUGAAGGAUAAUGGGCAAAUUCGAUUCAUGAAAAAGCUUGAUUACAGUCCAAGUUGCUUCAUUCCUUAUUGUUCAGUGAAAGAAGGAACAAUAAACACUCUAGUUGGAAACCAUAAUAAAAUUUUGAAUGUUUAUCAAGAUGUUACACUGAAAUGGGCCACUCAACUUCCUCACAUUCCUGUAUCAGUGAAAGUAGCAAAUUUACAAGCUGUGGUAGGUGCUGGCUGCCCAGUGCCUGUGACCAUACUGGAUGCAGUAGGAGUGUCCUUGUCAGGUGCCUCUUUCCUUUUUUCUUCCAUCUUUUCUAAUAAAAGGAUGUGUAACAUGCAUAACAGAGGCUUGAAGGGUGUUAUAGUCACUCUGAGUGACGAUGGUCAUCUUCAGUGUUCCUACCUUGGAACUGAUCCUUCAGUCUUCCAGGCUCCUAGAGUUGAUUCUAGGGAAAUAAACUAUGAAGAAUUUGAUGCUGAAAUGAAAAAGCUGCAGAAAAGCAUCAAGGAGGCCACAAAAACACAAGAUAUUUUGCCCAAAUCUGAAAAACACAGAAAGUUAAUUGUUACAGCAGAAGUUUCACCUGAUUUGGAUGCAGAAUCUCAAGCCAUUGACAGUGAGGUAAAAGCAGAGGCAGUACCAUCAGUGACAGUAAAGGUAACAAUACAGAGCAGAGUGACUGCACAGAAACCAAACCUGGUAGUAUGUGUACAAGCUCCAUUAGCAGUGACCUGUGAUCAGUUCUUCUUGGAUGAUUUAGAACCAGAUGCAUCUGAAACUGUGGUCCUGUCUGUCUUUUUGAAGGGGAAUUGUGCUCCAUCAGAACUUGAAGGAAAUUGUGUGGUUUCAUAUAAUACACCAACAGAGUUCAAUCCUGAAGGAGUACUGAAUGUUGCACAGUGUAACUUCAGGCUGCCUUUGCGGUUAGUUUGCUUUCCAGCUCAACCUUCAAAAGCAGCAAACCACAAGCUAACUAUUGAUACCAAUAAACCUCCCAUCAGUUUUCUCACCAUUUUUCCAGACUUUGUCGAUCCAUCUGGGGAUGACCAGGCAAAUGCUCUGGGAUUUCAGUUUUUAACUGGUUCAAAAACUACUCUUCUUGCUUCAAAAACAUCACAACGAUAUAGGAUCCAGAGUGAUCACUUAGAGGACCUUUGGCUGAUAACAAAAGAGCUCAUACUUCGACUCGAAGAACAUUUCAAGAAGCAAAACUGCAAAGAUUUUGCAUGUACCUUUUCUGGUUCAAUUCCCCUGCAAGAGUAUUUUGAACUAAUUGAUCAACAUUUUGAGCUACGUCUGAAUGCUGAAAAAUUUCAGGAGCUGUUAUCUGAAAGGGCUGUACAGUUUCGAGCUAUUGAGCGGCGAUUGCUGACACGAUUCAAAGACAAAACUCCUGCUCCCCUUCAACAUCUGGACACCUUGCUAGAAGGAACGUUCAGAGAGGUAAUAGCUCUAGCAGAUGCAGCAGAAGAAAAUCAAGCCAACAUGUUCCGGGCACUAACAAAGUUGAAAAGUGCCACCCAUCUGGUGAUUACCCUGAUUAGUCUGUGGCAGAAGCUCAGUGCUGAUCAAGUUGCUAUUCUGGAAGCAACGUUUUUGCCACUAGCAGAAGAUACACAAGAGCUGGGUUGGGAAGAAGCUGUGGAUGCUGCCAUUUCUUAUUUGUUAAGAACUUGCUUGUCAAAGAGCUCUAAGGAACAGGCCCUGAAUCUCAGCAGCGAUUUGUGCAUGCCCAAAGAUACUAGCAGACUGAAGAAGAACAUCACAGUCUUCUGCGAUAGAUUGGCCAAAGGUGGCCGCCUUUCCUUAAGCACAGACUCAGCUACUCAGCAAGCUGCUGUCAUGCCAGGUGGCUGUACUACAAUCCCAGAAUCUGAUUUGGAGGAAAGACCAGUUAUACCGGGCUACACAGGAAAGUUUCCCAGUCACAGACAGGUCGCAAAGCAGAAAUCCAAGCCUGGUUUGUCUGAGGAUGCAGAGAAGGAAGAAGAAAAGCCAUGAAAUCUGAAGAUGACCCUCAUGAAGAAUUUCUAUGUGAUAUCAAAUGCAUUUAUAAUGCAGCAGUACCAAUCCAUUUUAUUUUGUACUGAUUGCAGCUUCUGGAAGGAGAGGAAUGGACUAAUUUAUACAAAAAGUUCCAUUCUAAUAAUUUUUAUUUGGUCUCCCUGCCAACUACUAGCAUCCUUUCUGUGAGCAAAGCUUAAGCACUUCCCCAGCUGUGUUAAGGGUGUCGUGUUAUGUUCUGCGAUAUGUAAGCCCUUUCUAAGGAUUCAUUUGAUCCAUCAAAGACUGUUUACACAUAAGUUAAAAACAACCUUUGUUUCAGGAUAUGUAUUAUCAUUUUUUUUUUUUAAAGAUAUUCUGAACUGUACAUCCCUUUGAGAUAUAUUAACAUUGUUUAUAUCAGAGUUUUGACAAAAGAUAACUAUCUCAUUUCCUCCUGUACUAACAUUCAUGAUUCCAGACAGCUUAAUUCACCACAAGAAGAAAAACUGGUAAUCUGUCAACUUUCUUUCCCCUCUCUCAUUGCUUAUACAGACUCUUGUUCUCUAGAGAUAUAGAGUAAAAUAUGGUUACUGAAUAUAAAGGGCAGACCUUUUGCCAUUAACUAUGUCACUACGGAUGUAAAUAAAGUUUACACUAUAAGUACCUUGAGUGUAGCGACACAUGGAUCUUUUUAUAGUUAUCUGUGAUUUUCCUGUCAAUCAGUCUAUUCUAGUUAUGGAUAAGAUCUUCAAAAGUAGCCAGCAAUUUUCGAGUGCCUUAAUUUUUAUUACUCCAGUUGGAAGGUUAAGUUUUUUGAGGGUUGAGUUUUUAGAAGGUGCUGGGUAUCUGUCUUCUGAAAAUCAAGUCCAUGCAAGGUGCCUGAAAUGCAACACCCAACAACUGAGGUGACCUUUGAGAGGACCUUGGCCUAGGAUUUGGAAGUAUCAGGAUCAUGUUGCAGAUUCCUGAGAAUGAGUUGAGAUAUCGAUAAAAGAUACUCAGAACUGAAAAUAGCUGAUACCUGGGUCAAAUGUAAUAAAAGGCAUUUGAACGAGGUCCCACCUGACUGUUGCUGGUUCAUUACAAAGUGCAAGUUUCAGUAUUUUGGAAGACAGAUUCAAAAAAGCACUACCGGUCUCAGCUCAGUUUCUGGUGGUUGGUUCAUCACUCCUGUUCUAGCUGUAGAAGAGGUCCCUCCAGCUCACUUUCGUUCUGUUUCAGCAGAGGUUCUGACAGUUUCUGUUGUCUGUGCUAGGCUUGAUCUGUGGACAAAAAGAAGAUAUGAUUUUUCAGAAUGUCUAAAGCCAUCAACCUUCAUUAUUCCAAUAAAAAUGGCUCUGUCCCCCAGGGAGACCUCAGAUACCUGCAAACUGUGGGGCCAGAAAUCUUGUUUCUUUCCCAGGAUGGAAAAAUCCUCCCCCCUGCUUGUUCUGGAGUGAUUCUGCUGGCUGAGAUUUCUUCACUCUGAUCCCUCCCCUGUGGUUUUUGUCAGGAGGGUGGUAUCCAACCCAUUCUCAAGGUACCCUGCUGCGUUGCGAAAAUUACACAAUAAAAUAAUCUCCUGUAGUUUCUGUACACACCUCAAUGACCAAAGAAAAUCCAUGGAGAACUAAUCAAUUACUGUAGCUAUUAGGCUUAAACUUUAACGAUAGAUCUCAAAUCUUCUUUUGUCCUCUUGUCAGUGGCUACUACCUAAUCUACAGAAAUCAACCACGGUUACUACUGAAAAGCCUGUACUAUAACAGUGUAGAAUCCUGGACCAAAGAACCCUAAGCUAUAGGCAAAUAACAUAGCUGGAAAGUACACUACUGUGAGACUUCUGUGAAAUAUAUUACUCUGUCAUAAUUACCAUUAUUGAAUGUGAUCCCAGUGCUCAGAGCUGCCUGGCUUCAUAGGGAGUUUAGGGUAAACAGUAAGUAGGCACUCAGGUCAAUUAUAUCAUCCACUCUUAUUUAAGUUAUUUUCUGUUAUUUUAAGAUGUAAGGCUUAGAAGCACUCUUGUUAGCCUUUUCUACUUCAUGCUUUGUAAAAUGAGUUCUCAUGAGAAUAGUUUUGCAGAAAGAGGAAAACAUACUGGUAAUAAAGAGGAAAAAAAAAAAGUAGAACUGCCUAUAACAGUAAUGUAUGACCUCUUUGUAUAUUGCUUAGUAUUUGAUAGUAUCAUCAGGAUUUAAAAGAGAAAUACAAUUGCAUUGUGUAAAAAUGACUUUGUUUCCCCCAAUGCCAAAUACUCCAUCUAAUUCAGAGGAAGGAAGUCAUUGAAAUGUAGUCAUUUAUGCAGCAGGCUAAAAGGAAAUAUUUUGAAGUAAUUCUUAGCAGUUCUGAAAAGUAGUUUGAAUUUUUAAGUUCUUUUUGGCUGGAAGAAAAUCAGGUAAAUCACAGGAAGUUUUGCAGUUAGAGAGAAAAAUGUAAGGAAACAUUGAUAGUUUGGGGGGACCAAAUGUUCAGUUCCCAUUGACAAUGUUUCUGAGACCCUGACAGACAAAGCGGGCCAAUCAAACUAUUCUGAACAGGAUUUUAGAGUAAUGGCUGGUCAGCUGUUCGGUUAAUUGUAAGAUCACAAUGUUUUCAAAUCAAGUUAUAUAAAUGUCAUACCUGGAAACCUAGUGAUGUAUUCUGCAAAGAUUACUCAUAUGACAACUCUUACUUUCUGAGCUGAAAUAUGCAGCCCGUCUGCACAUUUAGUUAUUUGAGAAUUUUAUGUUUAGGUGGCUCACAGAUAAAAAGGAGUUUUUAAUGUUCCUUUUAUUGAAAUUAAUUUUGUGUGCGUAUAUCAAAAAGGAAUUUUGUGAUGUUUUGAAAACCACGCUGUGAGUCAUGGCAACUUUGUUAUAUUUGUGCUAUAGCACUUUGAAAUGCAUUUUCUAAAAUAAUUCCUAGCAUAAAAUAUAUAUAUGUUCUAUUAAACAGGCAAGUACUUCCAGAGUUUAUUUUCUUGGUAGAGUUUAUUUUCUGAAUAUUUGUGUCCAAGGACUUUUAUUUUGUUUUUGUGCUGUUGCAACUUAGAAAAACAGAUUAAAACAAUUACUGUUCUGAUGACCAAAAUCUGGAGGUCUGGGCUCUGAUGAUCUUUUGGGCUUUGAACACAAUGCUGACUUCAAACUAGAACUGUGUUUUCCAGCCCCAGAUUGAUUCUUCUGUCCAACUAUUACUAAACUAUGACACAGAAAAACAACAUUGCUGGGUUUUGCUUUAUAAUGUCUUGUCUUUUUCUCCUCUUCAGCAUUUGCUGUAUAGUGAGCAUUAGAGAUGUUUCAAUAUUCUUGUGUUGCUUAUAAAGAGUAAUUUACUGCCCUAAACUGAAAUUUUCUGAGCAGGGAUUGUACUUCUAUGUGAAGUCCCUCUAGCAUAAAAAAAAUACAAGUUACACAUCAUAUUGAAUAAGUAUCUUCCCUUCUUAUCAAAAUAUCCUGUUUAUAAAUAAGCUUUUUAAAAAACUGCUGCAAAGGUGCUGUAAAAUACAUGAUGUACUCUUGAAACCAA
Molecule: messenger RNA, 6950 nt
Organism: Columba livia (rock pigeon)
Lineage: Eukaryota; Metazoa; Chordata; Aves; Columbiformes; Columbidae
Gene: BBS9
Product: Bardet-Biedl syndrome 9
Exons: 26
Coding region: 681-3482 (933 amino acids)
Biological process (GO): cilium assembly
Cellular component (GO): membrane; BBSome
Source: RefSeq, a predicted model, not a curated record